UUAAAAAGUCUCUGAAUGAGCCGAGGGGUUUUUACACUCCUGACGCCACAGUUGAAUGAUGAAGGAGCAGGACACAACACAAAGGUGAACUAUGGCACUAAGCAGCUGUCCAGUUCCGGUGGAGAUCGAAAACUCGGCCUUGGAGGGCUGGAAGGUGAUUGGCUCUGGAGGUUUCGGACAAAUAUACAAAGCCAGGCAUCGAAAGUGGUGCUGCGAUGUUGCCAUUAAACUGCUUCACCACGAUGAUGGAACCAGCUCCUCUUUGCUGCGAGAAGUAGACAUGAUGCGUCAAGGAAGCAGCCCUCACGUUAUUCAUGUCCACGGGGUGUUCAGGGGUCGACUGCCUGACGCGGGUUCCUCCGUACAGCUUGGUUUGGUCAUGGAGUUCAUGGAGAGAGGAUCACUUUCCUCUCUGCAGGAAACUUUACAAGUACCCCCUCCCUGGCCGCUCGUCUCCAGAAUGAUUCACCAAGUGGCUUUGGGUAUAAACUUCCUCCACAACCUCUCUCCCCCUCUGCUGCACCUGGAUCUGAAGCCCAGCAACGUGCUACUGGACUUGUCUUUGAACGCCAAGCUCACAGACUUUGGCCUUGCCCGAUUUUAUCACAGCGUCACACGAGGUUCCAGGAAGGACAGCGACGAGGCUGGAACCAUUAAUUACAUGCCACCAGAGGCGUUUACCAUAUCAUACAGUCCUUCACAGGCCUCCGAUAUCUACAGCUAUGGUAUCCUGCUGUGGUCCAUUAUCACAGGGAAGCAACCCUAUCCAAAUGCCAUGUCCAGCAUCGUGCGGAUUCGGAUCCCAGAGGGCGACCGUCCAUCCCUGGACGAGAUCAGAUGUCAGGAGGCGGGACGUGCAGGCCUGGCAGGACUGAUAGAGCUCAUGAAAAGAUGCUGGGAAACAAGACCCAGACAAAGACCUUCCUCUUUCGAGUGCACAGCUCUAACAGAAGAACUGUACAAGAUGCACAAACAUACGAUCAACGAUGCUGUCCAUGAAGCGCUGAAGGAGCUGGACCAAAAACAAGAAGCAGGAAUGUCUCGUAAUGAUACAACUUUAGUAACUUCUAGAGUUUAUGCUCUGAACAUUCACGAUAAUGUGCCAACGGGACGUCCGCCCGUUCAGGAAAUGGCCGGACAUUGGAUUGCAAACGAAAGAGUUGAAGCAAAAGAUUCCUAUCCAGGUCAACCUCCAAGUGCGUGCAAAGCCGUCCCUGCCUGCUCAUCCAAAGACUGUCAAGAGAAGACGUCCUCUGUUCAUCCGAUUCAGCCCUCGCCACCUCCUCUUUCAACUAGGAUGAUGCCUCAAAACAAAGCACCAAAAUGCUCACAGCAAAAGUUUAAAGAGCUGUCGCCACAGUAUCAGCGUCAGUUUUCCAGCCCUGAAUCGCUCCUCUGCAAUCCUCAACGAAGGAUCAACAUGCACUUCGUCAAUGUGAACGGGUUUCAGUUCGGCAACAACAACACCAUGUACAUCCAGAGCCCAGACCCCUCCGAGAGGAAGCGGCACCCAACAGCGCCAUCAACCAUCAACCUCCCACUGCACUGAGGUCACGACGCAGGACGGACCUUUUUAUUUUCACAUUUCCCUCAGUGGUUCUUUUACAGUUCUCUUUUACAGUGUUUAUGUGUGUGUUUUCUAAUCCUUUUAAUUUAGUGUUUCUUUUGAGUUAAAGUAAUAUUUCUGUUUUGAUAUUUUUUUUAUUUAUUUAUUCUGCUUUUUCCCUUUGAAAGGAUAAAAACAGCGUCCCACCCCCCUUUUGCACGGUCAGCAAUAUAAACAUGAGCCAAGUCUGAUCAUAUGGCUUUUGCUUUUUCACCAACUGAGGCCAGAAAAAUCCAAACCGCAGCGCCAGCUUUGUUUCUGAUGCCAAAGCUCUUCUUUCUCACAGACUGACUAUUAAUUUAAAGAAUGUAUAUAUAUAUAUAUAUAUAUAUAUAUAUAUAUAUAUAUAUAUAUAUAUAUAUAUAUAUAUAUAUAUAUAUAUAUAUAUAUAUAUAUAUAUAUAUAUAUAUAUAUAUACUGUACUAUAUGCUGUAAACUGUUGCCCAUAAAGUUGGAAUAUUUAAAAAAAAAUCUUCCCAUGAAAUGAUUGUGGAUGUUAAUGUUACUGAAAACAAAAUCAUUCCAACUUUAUGUGCACCAUAUGCACACAUAUUUCAUUACAUUUCCUAAAACUGUAAUUUCACCAGCAUUACUAUGAAAAGAAAAAUAUUUUUCGUAUCUGUCCUGAAAAAGUCAAAGCGUGCUAUUUAAAUGACUGUUCAUGGAGAGGACUAAAACAGUUUUUGGCAUCUACUGCUGUGCAAUAGAUUCCAACAAUGUCUUUUUUUUACCCUUAUUUGCCCUUUUGUACCCAAGAAAAUGAUGAUGACUGAAAACGAUUUGUUUUUGUAAAUACAAGCUUACAUUUGAACUCUUACCCAUUAAA
Messenger RNA from Cololabis saira (Pacific saury), 2432 nucleotides. It is a transcript of the gene ripk3, whose product is annotated as receptor-interacting serine-threonine kinase 3. The record is from RefSeq and is a predicted model, not a curated record. Bases 92 to 1549 code for a protein of 485 amino acids. Gene Ontology annotation, molecular function: ATP binding; JUN kinase kinase kinase activity. The transcript is spliced from 13 exons. Gene Ontology annotation, biological process: protein phosphorylation. Lineage: Eukaryota; Metazoa; Chordata; Actinopteri; Beloniformes; Belonidae.